This is a messenger RNA of Anisakis simplex (herring worm), 339 nucleotides long. Lineage: Eukaryota; Metazoa; Nematoda; Chromadorea; Rhabditida; Anisakidae. The record is from the annotation of a GenBank genome assembly.
UUAUAUGCGGAUUUGGUUGCUCCAGAAAUGAAAACGUCACUUUUCACGGAAACCUGGAUGAAUGGUCCGAAUGAUUUCGAUUCUGAAUGUUCAUCGAAAUACACGGUCAACAAUAUCGAAUCGCUGAAUGUGGAUGGCAAUCAGUUCAAGAAUAGCAAAGAUCAUUCAAAAUGGGCGAUCAGUGUUGAUGAAAAAGAGCCAUUGUUAUGCAUCGGUGAUAUAAAUCGUCAAAAAUCACAAAUGAAGCGUGGUGGUGGAACAGUGUGUAUUCUUAAUGAUCGAUUGUGGGGACUUUAUAACAAAACGAUUGUCAACGUUCAACCGUGUCAAAUCAAUUAA